AUGUCUCAAUUCGAGAUCCUCGGGCCUCCUUCGACUGUCGGGACGCACAGGAGCACGGCGAGGGAGCGGGCUCCAGUUUUGAGCGCGAUUCAGGAGGAACGGGAACGAUCAUCCUCAGUCUCGUCUCCUGUGUACGGGAUGCCCAACAUGUCCACACAGAGCUUCCAGAUGCCAAGCCCGGCCCCUCAGAUGCCUUCCCCGCGUCCUAACGUACCUAUGCCUUCUCCACAGCAGCCACCUCCGAACCCGACAUAUCCUGCGAUAUCCCCACAUCGUCCUCCCUCCAAUCCUCCGUACCCGACGCCAGAGAUGGCCCCGCAGCCGAGCUUGCGGCCGCCAGCUCCUGAACCAGCCUCCAACCGCGGCAGCAUGUCCUCUAACGAAAUCAACUUCACGAUCGUCCCACCCUCUCGCCCCGAAUCCAACAUAUCGCGCCAGGAUAUGGAGGCCAUGCAAGGCGUCUUCUUGAGCGCUGACGAUGCCGAUCGCCCUUUGCCCCCGCUCCCGUCAGACGGUGCUCCUGAUACGUCGGGCGGGCAACCAACAGCUCCGACGAACCCUGUUAUUCCACCACCAGUGAUGCUCAGCGGUCCCUGGCCACCUCAGGGAUUCAUACCGACAGGCCCGCCCUCUCCCGCUCAGCCCGGUGGGACCUCGUCGAUUUACGGGGGCAGCACUAUUGGGCCUGCGGGCGUGCCACUUCCACCGUCAACCAUUGGCGGCACCCCGUCGGGUCGGUCCGAAGUGCCAAUUCCCGGAUCCUUCCCUGCAGGUAUGGAAGGGCCUACCCCUGUCAUCCCGAUACAGCCGUCAACCAGGAGCUCGCAGUCUGGAUCAAGCCGCCGCGCUGCAGAGCCUUACUCGCGCUCCAAAGUCUCCCGCCGGGACGACGACACAGACUCGGUGGUGUCGUCGAGCCUUGGCUCGUCGGACUCGCUCACGACGCCGCCCGUCCGCACACGUAAGCUUUCCGGUCGGUCUACGCCGUCGUACGCUGCUGCACCCAACCCAAGUGGGGUUGCGUACCCUGUACCGCCUACACCUCGUUCGGCCGCGAACUCCAGCCUCGGCUCGCACUCCAACCGUGCAGCGCGAGUGCCCCUUCCCCCAUCCGUGGCCGGGUCCGCUGUGGGCUCCGCACGCAGCCCGUCUGAGUCAACCGUCGGAUACGGAACUGCGCCUACGCUCAACCACAGGUCGUCGGUCGUCGGCAGAGAGCGCACCCUCUCCGAAAUUGACCACGAAACGCGGUCGCCGAUCAUCAGGGGCGCGGGCGGUCGGUAUCUGUCGUCGCCCAGCCAGUACACCACGGGGCUGCCGUCUGCGGAGCCUGUCAUACCCAUCCCGAUUCCUGAGCCGGCGCCGCCUCCGCCAGUGCAGAUUAUCCCGAUGCCCACGUCUCCUAUCAUCUCAAUGGAUCAUCUUAGCGGCUUCGACCCUGUCCCCAUCGUGCCCGACGUCGCACGCGCGCCGUCCCCAGGAGUCUCAGCAUUGAGCGGGACGACUAACGCCACGGCGAAAGAGAAGGGCGGCAAGAAGACGAAGAAAAAGGGAGGCAAGGGGAAGUAG
Messenger RNA from Trametes versicolor FP-101664 SS1, 1569 nucleotides. RefSeq lists its product as uncharacterized. NCBI's taxonomy places the organism in Eukaryota, Fungi, Basidiomycota, Agaricomycetes, Polyporales, Polyporaceae. The transcript has 5 exons. The record is from RefSeq and is a predicted model, not a curated record. Bases 1 to 1569 code for a protein of 522 amino acids.